Necator americanus (New World hookworm) is the source of this 597-nucleotide messenger RNA. RefSeq lists its product as uncharacterized. The record is from RefSeq and is a predicted model, not a curated record. NCBI's taxonomy places the organism in Eukaryota, Metazoa, Nematoda, Chromadorea, Rhabditida, Ancylostomatidae. The transcript has a single exon. Bases 1 to 597 code for a protein of 198 amino acids.
AUGAAGAAGGUCGACCACCACUUCUGCUCAGAUCUCUUCGACAGCCACGUCCACUUGCCUCCUCACCAUCUCAGGGAAGAUGGACUUGUUACUCCAGAAGUCCUCCCUUCGGAAGUUCGACACGCCAUCAUGUCGGUGAAGAAUCGUGCUCCACUCGGCCUCGACAGAAACAAGCCUGAACAUCAGAAGUGCCUACCGCCACUCCACAUCAACACACUGGCGAGGGUCUACACUAGUUAUCUAUCCGAGUGCAAGGUUCUUGAGCAGUGGAAAACUAGCAGAACCGUGUUGUUUUAUAAGAACGGAGACCCACAAGACAUCAGCAGCUAUCGUCCAAUCUGCUUACUGUCUGUCAUCUACAAGCUCUUCACAAGAGUAAUCCUAAACAGGAUAGAAAGAACAUUAGAUGAAGGACAGCCAUGCGAGCAUGCAGGGUUUCGAAAAGGGUUCACUACGAUUGACCACAUACACACGGUUUCAAAACUCACAGAAGUAUCGCGAGAGUACAAAAUGCCGCUGUGUUUCAAUUUUAUCGAUUUGAAGAAAGUCUUUGAUACAGUUGAGACUGAGACGGACUUGGACACCUUGGACAACUAA